AUGACAAAAAACGACGAAAUUUAUUAUGCAAAUGAGUCAGAGUUGGAAGAAUAUAUAUUAAACGAAGUAACUGUUAUGCAUAAAUGGCACUGUAGAGAUGCUUGGCUUUUGGGGCAGUUUAGUACUGUAUGUCUAGAAACUGUGUUACAUUUAUUAGCUUUGUGUUUGGAAGACAAGCUCCUAAACAGCAACGAGUUUGGAGAUGCAUCUGCGGUUGUGAGGGCCCUGGCUGUAGCCAAGUUAAAUGGUCUGAUUUCCAACAAAAUAAUGAAAAUCGAGUUUUGCCAAGCGCUUGGACCGGUAGCAAAGAAAUUAUGGCGAUGUACCGGAACUUUGGUAUGCAAAUCGGUUACGGACAAUCGUGGUGUUAUGCUGCAUAUAAUUGCAGUAUGCAGAUGCAUUGGCGUACCAUGUCGAAUCGUAACCCUUCGUAAUUUUGCGCCACGCAUUGAAUACGGCACAUCGAUAAAUUUGGAUCUGAUCGAUGAUAUGGUUGCAGAGAAAAACAAAGAUACAGUUUGUUUUUAUUGA
This is a messenger RNA of Thelazia callipaeda (thelaziosis nematode), 531 nucleotides long. Lineage: Eukaryota; Metazoa; Nematoda; Chromadorea; Rhabditida; Thelaziidae. The record is from the annotation of a GenBank genome assembly.